Doryrhamphus excisus (bluestripe pipefish) is the source of this 9930-nucleotide messenger RNA. RefSeq names its product F-box and leucine-rich repeat protein 16 (gene fbxl16). NCBI's taxonomy places the organism in Eukaryota, Metazoa, Chordata, Actinopteri, Syngnathiformes, Syngnathidae. Gene Ontology annotation, molecular function: protein binding. Gene Ontology annotation, biological process: SCF-dependent proteasomal ubiquitin-dependent protein catabolic process. Gene Ontology annotation, cellular component: SCF ubiquitin ligase complex. The record is from RefSeq and is a predicted model, not a curated record.
GUGUGUGGAGAAAUUACGCGAGCACUGUUGUGUUGUGUUGUAUUGCUGCUGCUGGAGGACGACCGGAAACACAACAGGGUCGCGUUUUAGAGCAUAUGUGAUCACGCAGAAGAAGAAGAAGAAGAAGAGGAAGAAGAGGAGGAGGAGGUUCGGUUCUCCACCUGAAUGCCCCCUCACGGUUGGAACCGUGCAGGAAAUAGAACGUAUUGAUUUGGUCCUGUAGGAGACGCUGGGAGGAAGGCGAGGAUCAUGGAUUAAUAACCGAGCGAACAUCCAUCCGAGAGGUUCCAAAUGUUGAACAUGUCCACCCCCAGCGAGCUGAAGUCUCCUUGCGUGACUCGCAACGGCAUGGUGAAGUUGCCCCCGAGCCAGCCCAACGGUCUGGGCAGCGCCAGCAUCACCAAGGGCACCCCUGCUGCCAAGAACCGUCUGUGCCAGUCCUCAUCGGUGCCCUCCAUCCUUCCUCCUCCGCCAUCCUCCCUUCCCUACCACCAUCACCACCACCUGGACAGCGGCGUCAUGCCACAUUCAGCAGCCUCUAUUCUGGGUUCGGACCUGGAACCCGGCAAGCAGCUUGUAGGCCUGAAGAGCCUUCGUCAGCUACCCCCCCUCACUUUACCCAAACCCAUCCUGUUGGAGCGCCAGCUUGUCCUGGAUGAGAAGCUGCUAAACCGACUGCUCUGGUACUUCACCACUGCUGAAAAGUGCGUGUUGGCCCAGGUAUGCAAGACAUGGCGCAAAGUGCUCUACCAGCCAAAGUUCUGGGAGGGUGUGACGCCCAUACUGCACGCCAAGGAGCUUUACACCCUGUUGCCCAAUGGAGAGAAGGAGUUUGUCAGUCUUCAGGCCUUCGCCCUGCGUGGCUUCCAGUCUUUUUGCUUAGUGGGCGUGUCAGACCUGGACAUUUGUGAAUUUAUUGACAACUACCCACUCUCCAAGAAAGGCGUACGCUCUGUCAGCCUCAAGAGGUCCACCAUCACGGACGCUGGUUUGGAGGUCAUGUUGGAGCAGAUGCAGGGUCUGAUGCACCUGGAAUUGUCCGGAUGCAACGACUUCACAGAGGCCGGCCUGUGGUCCAGUCUAAACGCUCGCUUAACGUCACUCAGCGUCAGCGACUGCAUCAAUGUGGCGGAUGACGCCAUCGCCGCCAUCUCACAGCUUCUGCCCAACCUCUCCGAGCUGAGCCUGCAGGCCUACCAUGUGACUGACACGGCCAUGGCCUACUUCACAGCUAAACAGGGCUACACCACGCACACUCUGCGGCUCCACUCGUGCUGGGAGAUCACCAAUCACGGUGUGGUAAAUAUGGUACACAGCCUUCCCAACCUGACAGCACUCAGCCUUUCCGGUUGCUCCAAAAUCACUGACGACGGUGUGGAGCUGGUGGCGGAGAACCUGCGGAAGCUACGCAGCUUGGACUUGUCUUGGUGCCCCCGGAUCACUGACAUGGCCCUGGAGUACAUCGCCUGCGACUUGCAUAAAUUGGAAGAACUGGUGCUUGACAGAUGUGUACGGAUCACAGACACGGGCUUGGGUUAUUUGUCGACAAUGUCUUCAUUGCGGAGCCUCUAUCUGCGCUGGUGUUGUCAGGUGCAGGAUUUCGGACUGCAGCAUUUGUUUGGAAUGAGGAGUCUUCGUCUUCUCUCUCUAGCAGGUUGCCCCCUGCUGACCACCACGGGCUUAUCAGGCCUCAUUCAGCUGCAGGAUCUAGAGGAGCUGGAGCUGACCAACUGCCCGGGAGCCACCGCCGAGCUCUUCAAAUACUACUCACAACACCUGCCGCACUGCAUGGUCAUCGAAUAAGACCGCCGUUCCCGCCCUGGCGACCAACUGCAAUACUUCAAACUUCCUCCUCGCUACUCUUCCUUACUCUUUGUCAAACGCCAGCCAGGAACACAGAACACCAUUCGUCACCACCUGGCCCCCCCGACUCCACCCGUCUUCCUCCACACCCCAUUGAAGAGGCGGACCAGCAGGAGGGGACUUCAAGACUGGAUUGGCGUUCAAUGUUGAUACUGGAGCGAAAGGCCUGGUAUGACGUCUUGUCUGGCUACCGGUUUCAGUUUCGUUCUUCAAGGGCACGGGAGACGCUUUGAUGAUAAACUUUUAGCAGAUGGGAUACUUCAGGAAGUGGCAUUGGAGGAACACAAAUAGGGACUUGUUGUGUUCGGGUGGAAGUCACACGUGCGUACACACGAUAACCGCACUCACAUGCAUAUGGUAUGUGAAACAAGUACUACUACUUUGCUUCAUCACUCUGUGUAAUAUAUUCUUUUUCUCCAAGUGUUCAGACACAAACCAGCCGAUAAUGAAAUCCGGAUGGAACUUCUCUUUCUCUUUUUCUCCCUCGACGUGUGCGAACUGUGAGUCAUGCACCAUAUUUUGGGAUCCUAACAUUUCCCCCCCCCCUAAUUCUUAUCAGAAGUCAAAAACAUUUGGGAAAACUACUGUUUACAUCAGGGGUGUCCAAAGUACCCAGCCAGGGUGGCAUUUUGAUACAUUUUGUACAUUAAAGAUGCUUAAAAACCAAUCCAGUCUAAAUCGGUACAGUGGAUCCCCUCAUAUUAACCAAUCAGCACUCACGGCCCCUACUAAUUUUUGGAAUUAAUUUCAUUUUAUUCACAUCUGAAUAAUACAGCUCAAAUGUACAGCAUACAUAUAAAGCCAACCAUUUUCCCAUGUUUAUGUCUUUCACUGAUAAUGUAUUUUGAGAAUUGACACGUCCUUGAACGCACCAUAGUCCAGCCAAAAGUGCGUACCUAUACAUUUUAUACUUUAAGUGCAUUUCAUAAAUGUGUGAUGCAUAUUUAGGACUUAAACCUGAACAAUGGCAAUUGAAGAGAGAAGGGGAGGGUCACUUUUAUUGCAAAUGCUGAUCAGAAAUCGGAGGAAGAGCUAGCAAGAGGGUUUUAUGGGAUGGGUAAGUGUCAAAUAUAGACAUACCAAUUACUCAUAACCAACUUACCCAAAAAAAAAGCGGGGAUCUACUAGUAUUAGUGUAAUAUCUCAUAAUAUAUCUUAUUAAGAAAGAAUUUGUUGUAUUUUUAGAACAAAAAAUGAGUUGUGGGCCGAACUUUGGACACCCCUGGUUUACAUUGUUUGUUGUUUUGUGUUGGAGUUGCAGGCUUGACCGGCUUAUUAUUUCCCGUUUUUCAUUGCUAUUUUUUUAAGACAGUGAAAUGCUAGUUCUAGAUAAGGCGCUGUUGUACACCAUGUGCUGUUGUGUCUUUAACGCGUGGUCAGCAAGGCAGUUCGAGAGCGGGAAGAGGGAAUGAUCCUUUUGUGUUUGCUGGAGAGAUUCUGCUGACGGUUAAGUGCUUUUCUCUUCAAAGAUAUCACACGUUGAUACGAGAUGGCUUGCAAUGUUUGACUUGGAGUACUUGAAGUAUUUUUUUUUUUUUUUUUAGAGCGGAGGGACUUUAAAUUGUGGUGGAAACACAUGAUGGGUAGUACUUUUAUUUGAAUUUGUGUCAGUAAAAAUGACUUGUGUGGACUGACUCCUUGAUGACAAGUCAGGGGAUUUCACUCCAUCUGGCAGUUUUGGUUUUUCCGUGCACUUCGUCUAUCAGCGGGCUCGUUGGAAAAGGACGUGACCGCUUUUAAGUCCUAUGGAGGCUCCUGCUUCAGUGACUUAGACAAAUUUAUGGAUGCCUUUCAAUAUCUGCGACUAUUCUCAUUGAUCCAGGAGGUCAUGGUAUUCUCAGGGCUGGAAUGGAUCGCAACUGGACUAUUUAGGAAAUAGUCUUAGUUCUAGCUACAGUAUUUAAGGACAGCUCUAGUCCUAGUUCAUGCUCAUGACCAGAUAAAACAGCUCUAGUCCUAGUUCAUGACUGGACAGGACACACCUCUAAUCCUAUUCAUGCUCAUGAUCAUGACAAGAUAUAACAGUCCUAGUCCUAGUUCAUGACUAGCUAGGACAACUCAAGUCCUAGUUCAGGUUUAUGACUAGCUAGGACAGCUCUAUCUUAUUUGGUCAUGAGCAUGAACUAGGACAAGAGCUGUCCUAUCUAGUCAUGAACCUGAGCUAGGACAUAGCAUAGGUCACAAGCAUAGGUCACAAGAUAGCCCUAGUCCUAGUUCAUGCUCAUGACCAAAUAAGACUAGAGCUGUCCUAUCUAGUUUUAAGCAGCUCUAGUCCACUACUAGAUUAGUCGUGAGCAUGAAAAAAUAAGUCAACAUCACACUUUUUUGUGCUCAAUUCCGCAAACGUACAAAACAAACUUUUAAUUCAAAAUAAUUGAAAUAUAUUGAGUGUCCUAUUAGCAUUUUUGCUAGUGUGACAAAUAUGUCACGUCAUGCUUUAAAAAGCAAUGUCAAGGCUAAAAGCCCGAUAGCGAUAUUUUCCUAGCUUGUUGUAUACAAAUUCACUGAAGAAAUAUACUGGAGUAAAACAGUUGAAUUGUAAUAUUUGACACCGUGUUAUUAGAAAUGUUCAAAGUGUUGGAAAUUUUGGGGAAACUACAUAUCUUUGGCAGGUUGUGACUGUCACAUGACAUCACUUCAAAGUGUCUUAGAUUACAGGUGGUCUUCAGGCUACGAACGAGUUGUCCCACUGUUCUACUUGUACCAGGCUAGUCAGCUAUAACCUCCUCUUCUCCUACAAAAUAAGCAGACCUACAUGGCCCUCUGUGAAAAAGUGACUGCACCCCUGCUAAAACUUAACUGAUAUUGAGUCUGGAGAUGGUUAUAAAGCUAUUUAUAAAGCUUUGGGACUCCAGCAAACCACAGUGAGAGCCAUUAUCCACAAAUGGCCAAAAUUGGAACAGGAGUGAACCUUCCCAGGAGUGGUAGGCCAACUAAAAUGACACCCCCCAGGUCACAAAAGACCCAGCAACAACAUCCAAAGAACUGCAGGCCUCAGUUGCCUCAGUUAAGGUCAGUGUUCAUGACUCCACCAUAAGAAAGACACUGGGCAAAAAUGGCCUGCGUGGCAGAGUUCCAAGACCAAAACCACUGCUGAACAAAAAGAACAUUAAGGCUCGUCUCAAUUUUGCCAGAAAAACAUCUUGAUGAUCCCCAAGACCUUUGGGAAAAUACUCUGUGAUCUGACGAGAGAAAAGUUUAAAUUUUUGCAAGUGUGUCCUACUACAUCUGGUGUAAAAGUAAUGCUGUAGUGUAGAAAAAGAACAUCAUACCAGCAGUAAAAUAUGGUGGUGGUAGUGUGAUGGUCUGGGGCUGUUUUGCCGCUUCAGGAUCUGGAAGACUUGCUGUGAUAAAUGGAACCAUGAAUUCUGCUGUCUACCAAAAAAAUCCUGAAUUAGAAUGUCCGGCCAUCUGAAACCAUCUUGGGUUCUGCAUCAGGACAAUGAUCCAAAACACACCAGCAAGUCCACCUCUGAUUGGCUGAAGAAAAACCAAAUGAAGACUUUGGAGUGGCCUAGUCAAAGUCCUGACCUGAAUCCUAUUGAGAUGCUGUGGCAUGACCUUAAAAAGGCGCUUCAUGCUGGAAAACCCUCCAAUGUGGCUGAAUGACAACAAUUCUGCAAAGAUGAGUGGGACAAAAUUCCUCCACAGCGCUGGAAGAGACUCAUUGCAAGUUAUCAUAAACGCUUGAUUGCAGUUGUUGCUGCUAAGGGUGGCCCAACCAGUUAUUAGGUUUGGGAGGGGGGUGUCGCUUUUUCACACAGGGCUAUGUAGGUUUGGAUUCUUAAUAUUUCCAUUUAUUUGAUGAUGUGAAACAUUUAAGUGUUAGAAACACCCACCUUAACCACUUCCAUAAUUAGUUCAAGUCAAGCCCAUUUUAGGCCAUUGAAAGUAGUUCUUUAACUAGCUCUUCUGUGUAAGCUAAGAUAAACAUGACAUCCAGAACAAAAGGCAUCUGUUAAUUUGUCUGGACUCAAGCAUCGGUACAAACAAAUCCCCAUAAAGUCAACAUCUGAAAGAUGAUUAUUUUUCUAGCAUUCAUUGGAUCUUAAAAGGAGAUGCUUGACAGCGAGCCACUGUGCUACUUUUGUGUUGCCUCUAGUGUGUCAUCUGCAAAGACUGGCUGAGUGACAGCCGGUGUUAGGUUGUGCCAAAUACAUGUGCAGCAUCACACGUUUUGCCUCAUACGUGGACUGACAGCUGGCAGACCAUGCAUGUUUUUUUCUUUUUUUUUUUUUAAGUUACUCUGCCUCUGGAUUUCAACAACGCUGUCCUUUUUACCUCUUCAUUGUAUAUAUUUAUUUAUUUAUUCAUUAAUUUGUGUCUUGCCUGUUUGAUUUAUUUAUUGACGUCUUCAAAUUUGGUCAAACAAUGACUGCUAAUUUUUUUUUUAUUAAUUAUAAUUUUUCAACCCCUAAAAUAAAUAUUUGACUUUGUGCUGACAUGAUGUAUUGACUGUCAUUGUCUUGAAUGUGGCAGAAAGCAUACGAUGUUUGCCACUUACCUCUGUCAUGGCUACGCUAUGUUUACAAUAUAUUACCACUAAAACAAUGGCGAGCAAGAUUUAUGGUUUGCUAAUGCAAAAUGAAAUCUAUGGAAGCUUAUUAGGGACAAAGUAAAUCAUCAGAAUGAGCCUGUGUUGUGAUUGUAUUGUUUCCCACUUUUCACAUGUACGUACGUAUGUGAGCCUUGUCUUAAAACACGGGUGUCAAACUCAAUCAGUCGUAAUGUUGGUAAGACAAUACAAAAUGGAGAUUGACGCCCCUGUUUUAAAAACAUGUGGCCUCCCCUAGUAGCUGGAUUUGUUUUUUUCCAGGAUGAUUGUCUGGAAUUUUCUGCUGUGUACUCUGAAACUGCAACGUCCCAUCAUCCACGAUCCCUAUGUGAGACAAUAACACUUGUGCACCUAUUCCACCUAAAAAGCCCUGUAAGAUAACGUUUAUAUCCAUGCUGUAAUUAUGUAGUAACUAACAGGAACAUUCAUGACAACAUAUAAUUGCAUCAUGCUACUUGGAUACGUACAUGGAGGAUGACCUACAGGUUUUAGAAGCUGAACCAGCAAGAAUAGAAAGUGAAACAUCAGAGCUUAGUUCCUCGGUGUUAGCUCCUACAAUAAGAAUAUCACCAUAGCUUGGUUAGCCCAUUCAAUCCCAGGCCACUUAUCAAUAGACAACCGCUUCAAUAGUGGCCAUUUUUCAUCAUUUUGACUGAUCUUUCAGGACGCAUAGAAUAUUGUGUUUGAUGGCUGCAUAAACAUGGAUGCUACCAAAAGUUAGACUAGACUCCUGACUUUCAUCAGAAAGAAAAAGUUUGUUUGUACAUUUUUCCGUUCUUUAGUAAUCAGCAGUAGAACAUAGGUAAGUUUCAGGAAAAUAUCAGCUGCCGACUAAAAAGGGGAGAACACCUAUAGUACCAACAUAAACAACACAAAUAUGGGGUUGUUUUAUAUCAAAAUGACAACUUAAGUAGAAAUAUAACACCAUGGACUAUUUAGAAUAUUCAUAUUUGGACAAGAACUAUGAACAUAAAAAGAAGCUUUUUGUGAAAAUGUACUCACUGUAUGUCCACGUGAUCUCUGACGAGCUCUUAUCAAAUACGCUUCUGCAUCCUAGUGGCUGUUUUUAUGGCUUAAAAUUGCUCUGAAGGCAAAUCCAUCAGUGGGAAGUUACAUCAUCACCUCUUUAAGCCUCUUGCGUAAAAUAUGUUUAAAUAUGUGAUUGGGAUCGGGCGUUUAGGUUGAUAAAAACGUGUAACUAGUCUUGAAUGACUUCAUAUGUAAGUCACAGCAUGUCAAUGCUGUGUUGUUGCCGUUUAUUGGUUGUUUUUUUCCGACUUUGUCGGCAAACCCGUGUGGUGUGAAUUGCUAUUGACAAACAGCCAGCAAGAGGCGGGUAUGUAGGACACAGAAAAGGGAAAGACGUGUGUUCUUGUCUCACAUAAGGAUGGUAGAUGAUGGCAAAAUGAAAACAAGUGCUGUUUUCCUUUAAGGGAGGAACUAAAAAUCAACAAAUUUAACCUCUGACAUAAAAGAAAAGAAAGAUUUUUGUUGUUAAGCAAAUACAGUGGACCCCGUUUAUGUCAACAACCGGUCUAUGUUGCCCACCCAUUCAAGUCCUGGUCCAACAUGUUGUUCUUAUGACUAAAAAGUGCCCGCUUAAGUCGAUGUGGACAUUAAAUAUCUGUUUGUGUCGACAUUUGUUAAAGUACAGUGUUCCCUCGCUUUUUUUUUUUUGUGCAAUCUUCUUCGUCCUGAUUGCCAACGAAUCCUUGUCUCCUGUUGUGUUUGCACGUUUUCUCCCCAACAAAACCCACAAUGUUGACGAGACGUCCAGAGGAAGCCAAGCAUUGCACAAAAAGUAGGACUUGUGAAGGUUACGUGACUGUCGGGCGCCAUGAUGGAAUAAAUGAAUCUUCCGUUUAGCCAACUACUACUACUAACUACAUAGUAGUUAGUUACCCAGCAUUAAAACGACCACACAGUGACUUCCUGUGCAGUGCAAAGUAAGCUUCAAAAUAAAACCAUGGCAGUAUUAACCUGGAUCCUAUCACAGGAGCUAAGAAAAUGUAUUUUUAUUUUUUGUACACAUGUAUAAAUCCACUGCAUAGCGACCGAGUGGUUACCCCACAGGCCUCACAGCAAAGAAACACAAGUUCAAUUCCACCCUCGAUGUGGACUCUGCUUAAUAUUUAUACCCUUACAUACACAUCACCAACCAUCAGGAGUUUAUCAACCCAAAAUAACACAAGAACCUGUAAGGCAUGCUGGGAAGCCAAGGCCACACUUCGCCAACAGGAAGUUACCCAGUGGGUUACAGCAUAUACGCAUAUACGAUCGUCCCUCGUUUAUCACGCUUAAUUGGUGACAAGUGAAUUUCCACAAAGUAGGAUUCAAUAUUAAUAAAUAGUAAACCUGUUUGACCUUCCUAAUAUGGUUUUUACCAUUAUUAGAGCCCUGUAGACAUGAAAUAACACCCCUAUAGUCACCUUUACAAUCAUAUUACCCAAUACAUAAACGUAAUAAGAGAAAAUAAGUCAUUUUAGACUGCACGGUGGAGGGGUGGUUAGCACGCAGGCCUCACAGGUUGGGCACCCGAGUUCAAUUCCACACUCGGCCAUCUCCGUGUGGAGUUUGCAUGUUCUCCCCGUGCAUGCGUGGGUUUUCUCCGGGUACUCCAGUUUCCUCCCACAUUCCAAAAACUAGGUUAAUUGGCGACUCCAAAUUGUCCAUAGGUAUGAAUGUGAGUGUGAAUGGUUGUUUGUCUAUAUGUGCCCUGUGAUUGGCUGGCGACCAGUCCAGGGUGUACCUUGUUUCCUGAAGACAGCUGGGAUAGGCUCCAGCACCCCCGUGACCCUCGUGAGGAUAUGUGGUAGAAAAUGAAUGAAUGAAUGAAUCCCUUAUCGCACGCUUAUAUCGAUACCAGUCAGCUAGUCAAAGGGGCGUCGCCAUAAACGGGCACCACUGUAUUUGGUAUACUUGAUGUUACUCGUGAAUGAAGCCCAUCAUGUUGGAUACACUCCUUCAUUACACAUGUGAGACAGACUUCAUUUUUCUACAUGGUGGGGUUUUUAUUAGACGACAGCUUGAAAAAAACCCUUCUCAAUACGGUAUUGUAAAUGUCUUAACAGAAAAUAACCAGAUUGUUACGAGAUAAAUUGUAUACUAUACCCUUUUUCUACUAGAAUAAUAUAAGCAAAUGGAAUUAUUUACAUGUUGUCUUGUCAGUAAUUGAUGUUGUAUCUAGUAUCAGUCUAUACCAGUGUACAUUAUAACAAAUAUUUUAUUUAUUCCUGCAUUUGAUAUGGUCUGUAAUGAGCUUCCAUAGAUUCAUGUGCAAGUUUACAUAUCAUAAAUGAACGUGUACAGUCAGGCAUUUCUCAGCUAAAAGCAACUAACAACAAAUCUGAGUCCACGGUACAUGAGCUAAGGUUUUCCAAGGAGAAUCAUUCCUGCCACUUCUACUGCUGUCUACGGUCUUUGUAUACAUCUGUCACCAUUUUGUUACAACCCCUGUACAGCACAACUUUCAACAGUCAAAUAAAUGACGACAAUUUACUGAUAAUGAAAAA